Molecule: messenger RNA, 2814 nt
Organism: Saccostrea echinata
Lineage: Eukaryota; Metazoa; Mollusca; Bivalvia; Ostreida; Ostreidae
Product: monocarboxylate transporter 12-like
Exons: 7
Coding region: 381-1919 (512 amino acids)
Biological process (GO): transmembrane transport; monocarboxylic acid transport
Molecular function (GO): monocarboxylic acid transmembrane transporter activity
Source: RefSeq, a predicted model, not a curated record
GGAUGAAUGAAAAAGUUAAAGUUUUAGAGCAGUCCAUUCAAAAUAAAAGUAAACUCUAACUAGACCAAAAGGACAUGUGUGAUGCAGCUAGAGAUGCACACUAAGAGAGAAAUUUGCUUCCUAUGUUGGAUUUGACCUUCAUUUUCCGGAUGAAUGACCUGGUUGAUGUUUUUGAAGCAGAUUCAUUCUAAAGUAACUAUAAAUAAGCGCUAGCUGGACCAAACUUACAGAUGAUUCUUCUGUGGACGGUUCCAAGCUAAGACUUGCUUCUAAUUCAGGAUCUGACCUACAUUUUCCGGAUGAUUGACCAGAGGUUUAUUCGCAGGUUACUGUAAGCAGCUGUAAUUCAUCACUAGUACAGAUCACAAUACGCAUGAAAAAUGGCUUAUGAAUGCGAAGGAAACAAUGAAGAACUUUCACCAAGUAAGCGUGACCAUGAUCCAGUUAAUGUUCCUGAGCAAGAUGGCGCCACGGAUGUUGAUCCCGAGGUUAGACAAAACCCAACAGAUCACGGUUAUGCUUGGGUUAUACUUGCAGCCUCGAUGGUUGCGACCUUCAUAAUUACCGGAACAUUCCGAGCGUUUGGGGUAUUGUAUGUUGAACUUAUUCUUACGUUUAAUAGCAACGCAACAAUGGCAUCCUUAGUGCAGGGGCUACUGAUCUUCACCUCAAGUACUGGGUCGGUUCUGGUUCUUGUCUUCGGUCUGCGCCGGUUCUCUCCACGGUUUUGGGUUGUAUUAGGAGGUUUCUUCUAUUUCUUUGGCUUUCUGACCAGUAGCUAUGCAGUGUCGAUAGAGUUUCUUCUCUUCAGCUAUAGUUGUUUGACUGGAUUUGGAAUGGCGUUUUCGUUUUCGUCCAUAGUUGUCACUGUAGGAAAUUAUUUCGAUAAGAAACGAGGGUUUGCGAAUGGCUUAAUGAUGGCAAGUGGAAGCCUUGGAAGUUUGGUGUUUGCGCCAUUUUUACGUCUGCUGCUGGAUGAAUACUCCGUAAGAGGUUCUCUUUUGAUUGUGGCAGCCAUAUCUACCCACAUCAUUGCUUGUGGAGCCUUACUGCGCCCGCCAUCGUUUGCUACCAGAAUUAACGACAAAUGCCGUGCAAUGAUAGCCCAGAAUGCACACAAAGAAGAAAAAGGCAAGUUAAUACUUAAUAGAGACAAUGUUUGCAGAACAAAUAAACCUCUCUUUUCAUCAGAUCCAAGUUUAUUUCUUCAAAAUGGAAUGUUUAAACCAUUCGAGCCCCAAACAAAAAGCAUUAGUACCGAAAUGAUACAUAAAACUAAACAUUUUGAUCUAAAUUCUGAGAUCAAAGACAAAAAAGUUGUGAAAAUAAAUAAAGAGCAGUUCUUCAAUUUCAAGAUAUUGAAAAACGCCUCGUUCUUGCGACUUUUAUUCGCUUACACAGUGGGAUCCAUUGGUACAAGCCUUCCACAGAAUUAUUUACCGGCGCUGGCUAUGGAAGAGGGAACGGAAGCGACGAAUGCCGCACUGCUGAUCACCGUUAGUAGCUUUUUCGACCUACUCGGGCGCAUUAUGAUUGGAUAUGUUUCGGACAAGAGACUGGUCAGACGUUCUUACUUAAUAGCAGUCAGCAUGGCUCUCAGUGGUGUUGUUCAGUGUUUGUCUCCCUUUUAUAAAGACUACUGGAACCUUGUUUUAUUCAGUGCGUUCUAUGGAUUCUUUUCUAACUUUAUUUCUGCCUUGUAUUCCGCCACGUUGCUAGAUAUCCUUGGACUUGAUGACUUCCGGAGCGCCCUUAGUGUGAUGUAUUCUGGGUAUGGUAUUAUGAGCGGUGCAGCAGCUCCAUUCAUUGGUGACCUAAGGGACAAGACGGGGACCUAUGUGACCUGUUUCUAUUUAUUCGGGGCCGCUCACAUCCUCUCCUCUAUUGUGUUAUUUACUGAGUGUGUUUCCUGUUCAUGAUGUACUGUUAUGUUACAAUAUUUAGUUUUUAAUUCUACUGAUCACAGACCAUAAGAGACUUGUGCAUUUGUAAAUCCAGUGUCUUCUUGACACUUGUUCGAAAUCUUACUACUCCUACAUGUUAUUUUUGCUGACUUGGCAUAUGUAGACAAUGGCACACACUAUCCCUUUUAGUUUGACAUGGUCGUUAUCAGAGUGAAAUGAAACAUGAAGCUAACAAACAGUAAUAAUGUCCAAAAGUCAAAUUAAGCAAUACAAACGGUAAGCAGAGCAAGCACGGACCUCUGAAAACAGAAGUAGGAUCAGGUGCCCCGGAGGAAUGAGCAUCCCCUGUCGACUGGUCAUACCCAGGAUCCUAUUUAAGCCGAGACCAGGGCCUGGAGACACCUUGUGUCCCCCAAGCAAUAAUCCACACACAUAUAUUUGUGAUAUUUAAAGGAAGAAAGGCUCUUUUGGAGCAAUGUAAAAUGAAUAACUAAAUUUUAGUCAGUACACAUGUACUUAGUAUUUACUUGCCACAUACUUCAUGGUAUGAGAAGACCCACGAAUUCAUAUUCUCCACAAAAUAUAAAAUUUCAAAUACUAGUGCAUAAAAUUUUUUAACCACGAAUUCAAAUCCCCAAGAACUAGUUUUUUUUCCUCUUACCACGAAAAUUUGACCCCACGAAAACUUGUGAUUUUACAGUAAUCUACCAACAUUUAUGUCUAUUCUUAUCUUUUCUGACCCCUUCACAUGACAAAGAUGACCAACAACAUAAUUUCUGUGGAUGUGUAGCAUAACCAGAAUUUGUUCUGCGUCUUUAUGUUUCAAUUCACCAUUUUCCCACCAAAGAUUGGUAGCCCAAGAUGAAUCCUGGGUUCAGCACUUCAACCCUGAAUAAAAAAUUCAAAGCAA